AUGGAGCCUUCCCCGUUCAGCAGAAGACAGUGGGCCUCCCAGUCUUUGAAAAUCACUGCCAAGGAGCUUUCCCUGGUCAACAGGAGCAAGUCCUCGGCCCUGGCUGAGAGGUUCUCCAAGUAUCAGAAAGCUGCUGAAGAAGCCACUGCUGAGAAGAAGAGAAGUAACGCGGAAAACCUGCCCCCUCACUUCCCCAGGGGCAAUCUGAGCGCGCUGAAGAAGAAGUGGGAGAAGCCGGCGCCGGGAGCGGAGCCCGGGAGGGAAUCGCUGCGGGGCGGCUGCGCUGAGGUUCGGCACAAGGUCGGCACCGGCCGCGCUCCUUCCCCAUCCCCGGGGGCUGGGGCUGCCCCCGCUGACGGCUCGAAGGCCAGAACCCGCUCCCCGGAGGGUGCCAGCAUGGAAAACUGCGUGAGAGAGCCCAGGGAGGUGGAAAAGCCCGAGGCCGGCGAGGGCGCGGAGCCCCCGGGCAGGAUCGAGAAGUACAACGUGCCCCUGAGCAAGCUCAAGAUGAUGUUCGAGAAGGGCGAGCCCCCCCAGGCCAAGGUGCCCAGGGAGCCCAGGAGGACGGCGCUGGGCAGGAGGGUCUCGGAGAACAGCGUCUCCUCGGAGGACUGCGACGCCGGAGCAGGUGAGAGCAGCUCUGUGCCCUCUGCCCUGCUGGAGGAUGGCCAUGCUGGCCAGAACUCGGAGAGCGAGGCAGAAGCUCAGAAACCUGCUGGCACAAAGCAGCAGAACGUGGGGGCCAGAGCAGCUGCCCAGGCUGAGGCCUCCCCACCCAAAGCCGUGAAGAAAUUCCAGUUGCCAAUGAAGGAGACCUGUGUUGGGUGCCAGAAGACCGUGUACCCCAUGGAAAGGCUCUUUGCCAACCAGCAGGUGUUUCACAUCAGCUGCUUCCGCUGCUCCUACUGCAACAGCAAGCUCAGCCUCGGGACGUACGCGUCGCUGCGGGGGAACAUCUACUGCAAACCCCACUUCAGCCAGCUCUUCAAAUCCAAGGGCAACUACGACGAGGGCUUCGGGCACAGGCAGCACAAGGAGCUGUGGGCGGGCAGAGCGGAAGGGGAGGAAUCCCCGGAGAAAACCCUCCCCGGGGGGAACGCGACGGAAGCCCCGCAGAGCCCCGGGGUGGAGGAGGCCCCCAUUGCCAAGGUCGGGGUCCUGGCAGCGAGCAUGGAGGCCAAAGCUUCGGCCGUGCCCGAAAGGGAAGAGAGACCAGCGGAAACCAAGAAGCUGCGGAUCGCCUGGCCCCCUCCCUCCGACCAGAGCGUCCAGGGAAGUGCCUUAGAGGAGGGCAUCAAGGUGCUCAAACCCAAGUGGCCCCCGGAGGAAGAGGUUUCCAAGCCGGAGGCGCAGGAGGAGGUGGAUCUGGAUCUCAAGAAGCUGAGGAGAUCCUCCUCGCUGAAGGAGCGCAGUCGCCCCUUCACGGUGGCGGCCUCGUUCAGAACGGUGUCCGUGAGGGGCCACAGGGCAGAGAACUCGCCCUCUCCUCCCAAAGCCGAGAGGGACACGUGGAGGAAGGGGGAGGAGCUGGAGAGAGAGGAGAGAAAGCCAAAGGAGAAGAAGGUCGAGCACAGGAACAUCCAGAAUGAGGAGAAGAAUGUGGAGGAAGAGCAGGAGUCGUGCGGGGUCAGAACGGCAGAGCUCGGCGUCGUGGAGAACGGGCAGGGGGGUGUGGAGACAGACGAGGAGGAACACGCGGCGGGAGAGCCGGAGAGCCCAGAGGAAGAGCUCCUGGAGCCGAAUUCUCCCAGACGUCCCAGCCUGGCCCACGUGGUGACUGCCAAGGAGUCCUCCCCCGACCAGCACCGCAAAUCCCAGGACGUGGGUUUCUGGGAGGGCGACGACGUGGAGGAUCUGUCCGUGGAAGAGCAGAUCAAAAGGAACCGUUACUAUGAAGAUGAUGACGACGACGAUGAUGAAGAAUAAUAAAUUGGCCUUUUUUCACUAGGAAACUUGCUGCAAGGUGCUGGGCCUUUUGGAAAUGGGUAUUAUUUUUGUUUUAGCUUUAACAAACAGCUCUCCUCCACGAAGCGAUGCCACGCUGCACGUCAAGGGAAUCCACGUCCAAAUGAUCUCAACUGGGGAACUCUGGAAGCCUGCAAAGAGUCUCUGUGGGCGCACGGGGACGGGUGUCUGUGGGACAGCAGCAGCAGGGGAUGUCUGCCCACGGGCUGUCCUGUGCUUGUCUCAUCCCUCUGGGCUUAAAUACGUGUUCCACCAACCAACAAUUCAUGGAAUUCCACCACCAACCUGUGGAAUUCCGGGACAGGCCCUCUGGAACACGCCACCUGUACCACUACCAAUGCUACUGCAGUGCUUUAGGGACCAACUUCAAAGGGACUUUCUGGCCUGCUUUAAAAAUGGUCACUUAAUGCACUUUAAUACGUGGAAAGGGGCACAACUGGGCUUUUAUAUAUUUUUUUUUCUUUUUUUUUUUUUUAAUAAUAAUAAUAAUAAAAGAACCAUUUCCGUGCGUGGCGUCCUGGAACCGAGUGCAAUGUGAAUUUUGGUGGCUCAGACCCGCCCCUGAUGGGCUGGGCAGUCCCUGCCCUCUGUCCCUGCCCGACUGGAAGGUUCCCCGUUGCUGGACCCACGUGUAUUUUAGUGCUUUCCCAGGAGCUGUGCCGGCUGCCGGGUCUCUUUGAGGGCGAGUGAACACUUUUUUUUGAGCAGCCUGCAGGGCAUUACUUCUGCAUUUCACACCCAUUUGAAGUGGAGUUGUUUUUUUUUUUUUUUGUUUGGUCUGUUUUUUUGUUUUUGUUUUUAUUAUUUGAAUUUCCUCCUCGCCGCCGUUUUAAACCGCAAAUAAGAUUUUUAAGGCCUUCUGACAACUCUGGAAAUCCUGCUCGUAUCAAGCUGCCAUAAAUCUCUUCCUUACAGCUGUGAAAUGAUGCUGCAUUGCAAAAAACAAACAAAAAAAAAUCUCUGGAAUCAACCAGUGACACUUUUCUGACUUGCCAGCGUUGAGGCUUAGAAAACGUUUUUAAACUUGACUUUGUUUAUUUUACAAAUAAUAAAUUCUUGAGGGGAGGAGGAGGAGGAGGCCCUUUUGUAUUAGCUUUUAUUUGUACUGUACUCUCAAGAGAAUUAGCUCUUACCUAUACUUGAGGUGUAAAAUAUUCUGCUUUCUUAACAGUUCUGCUGCCGACCAACCCUUCAAUAAAGUUCGGUCAUUUGCAUUAAAA
This is a messenger RNA of Manacus vitellinus (golden-collared manakin), 3185 nucleotides long. It is a transcript of the gene LIMA1, whose product is annotated as LIM domain and actin binding 1. The record is from RefSeq and is a predicted model, not a curated record. The transcript has 8 exons. Gene Ontology annotation, cellular component: plasma membrane; actin cytoskeleton. Gene Ontology annotation, molecular function: actin filament binding. Bases 1 to 1926 code for a protein of 641 amino acids. Lineage: Eukaryota; Metazoa; Chordata; Aves; Passeriformes; Pipridae. Gene Ontology annotation, biological process: actin filament bundle assembly.